UCCAACUCCCAGGUUAUGAGAAGUCAUCAUUUCUUUAGCCUGCUUUUCCCAGUUAUAUUGCUUGCUCUCUUCUAUGUUAGCAAUGCAAAAGGCCGAUGCCUGGACGAUCAGAGAUCAUUGUUGCUCCAAUUGAAGGAUGCCCUUACGUUAGGUCGAACAGUUUCUACGAAAUUGGCGAACUGGACAAGCGCCGAUUGCUGUGAAUGGGGAGGCGUGGCCUGCGAUGAGGAAGGUCGUGUUAAAGGUCUUGACCUCAGCAGUGAAGGGAUCUCGGGUGGGAUAAGCGAGCAAAAUUGUAGUCUUUUCAGUCUAAACUUUCUGGAGAACCUGAAUUUGGCCUACAACAAGUUCAACGUAACAAUUCCAUCGAGUUUCGGAAACCUCACAAAUUUGAAGAAUCUGAAUUUGUCAUUCGCUGGUUUCAUUGGGCAGAUUCCAAUUGCAUUUUCGCAGCUGACAAGGUUGGUUAUACUUGACCUAUCCACUCUUUUCUUUGUUGGAAUUUCUACCCUGCAGCUUCAGAACCCAAAUUUAGCAAUGCUUUUUCACAACCUUACGAAUCUUAGAGAGCUCUAUCUUGAUGGGGUGAAUGUGUCUUCACCGGGGACUGAAUGGGCGCAGGCUAUUUCAUCGUCAGUGCCGAAUCUGCAAGUUUUGAGCAUGUCCAAUUGUUAUCUUUCUGGCCCUAUAGAUUCUUCCCUGUUCAACCUUCGCUAUCUGUCAAAAAUCAAUCUUGGUUCAAACAAUCUUUCUAUUCCAGUUCCGCCGUUGUUUGCAAAUUUCAAAAAUUUGACCAGUUUGAGUCUUAGUUCCUCCAACUUGCAUGGAUUCUUUCCGAAAAAGAUUUUGCAGGUUCAAACAUUGCAGACUCUGCAUUUGGAAAACAAUAGAUUCCUCAACGGUUCUUUGCCAGUGUUCCCAGAAAAUGCACUUCUUCAGAACCUGGUGCUCAGGGGGACAACAUUUUCAGGCUCAUUACCAGAUUCCAUUGGUAAUCUGAAGAAAUUAUCCAAAAUAGACCUUGGAGGUUGCAAUUUCAGCGGACCAAUUCCACAUUCAAUGGCAAGACUUGAGGAAUUCGUUUAUGUGGACCUGUCAACCAAUUCAUUCGCCGGUCAAAUUCCCUCUUUCCAUAUGUCCAAGAAUCUCACCUACAUAGACUUGUCUCAUAAUGCUUUAACAGGUCCAGUUCCGUCCGCUCACUUUGAAGGCCUUUCAAAACUUGUAAGCAUCAAUUUAGGACAUAAUUCACUGAAUGGGACUAUUCCCUCGUUUCUGUUUUCUCUUCCAUCACUAAAUAAAAUUCUUCUUUCCAACAACCAAUUUGGUGGUCCUGUUACUGGGCUUUCUAACAAGCACCUGUCUCCACUGGAUACGUUGGAUUUGAGUAGUAACAAACUAGAAGGGCCUGUUCCACCAUUCUUCUUUGAGUUUCGAAGGCUUAAUAUUCUCUUGCUUUCUUUCAACAGCUUCAAUGGUACAGUACAUCUAGAAAAGAUUCAGGGGCUACGGAAUCUUACGAACCUUGAGCUCUCAUACAACAAUUUAUCCAUUAGUCCAGGUGACAGUAAUUCUACCUUCUCUUCCUUUCCUCAGCUCAGCACAUUAAAAUUGGCUUCCUGCAACCUGCAAAAAUUCCCGGAACUUAUGAACCAGUUAAAGUUGACUCAGCUUGACCUUUCGGACAACCAAAUCUCAGGGGAACUACCUAAUUGGAUUUGGCAGGUGGGGAAUGGAACUCUACAAUAUCUGAAUCUUUCCUGUAAUUUACUAACUAGUUUGCAAAGGCCAUACACUAUUCCUACUCUUACGAUCAUUGACCUACAUUUCAAUAAGCUCUCUGGCGAAUUGCCAGUGCCACCAGCAUCAGCCGCCUAUGUCGACUUUUCAAUCAACAAUUUCAACUCUUCUAUCCCUCCCGAAAUUGGGCACAAUCUGAUUUUUGUUACUUUCUUCUCUCUUUCAAAUAAUAGACUCUCCGGACCCAUCCCUCAAUCAAUUUGCAAAGCAUUCAAUUUACAGGUUCUUGAUCUGUCCAACAAUAGAUUCUAUGGCACUAUACCUCGAUGUUUGAUUGAAAGUAGUACGGACACUUGUGGGGUACUGAAUUUGCGCAACAACAGUCUUACUGGUGCUAUAUCGGAUACAUUCCCACAAGGUUGUGUUUUGAAAACAUUAGAUUUGAAUGGGAAUCAUUUGGAGGGGCAGGUCCCAGCGUCGUUGGCUAAUUGUCUAAUGUUAGAGGUUUUAAACCUUGGGGGCAACAACAUAUCUGAUCAGUUCCCUUGCUUCUUGAUGAACUCAUCUAGUUUGCGUGUGUUAGUUUUGCGGUCUAACAAGUUUCAAGGUGGCAUUGGUUGUCCAGGUGUACAAAAAAAUGUCUGGCCAAAGCUUCAGAUCAUUGACCUGGCUUCCAACAACUUUAGUGGUGUUCUACCACCAAAUGGCUUCUUAAAGUGGAAAGCAAUGAUAGUUGGUGGGGAUGCUGCAAAACAUGAUCUCAAUCACUUGCGCUUUGAGUUCCUAACGCUUAGCCACUUCUACUAUCAGGAUACAGUGACAGUUACCAUCAAGGGAUUGGAAAUGGAGCUGGAGAAGAUUUUAACUUUAUUCACCUCCAUUGACUUCUCAGGCAACAAUUUCCAAGGAGAGAUACCAGAAACAGUUGGGACUUUGCAAUCCCUCUAUCUUCUCAACUUAUCACACAAUGACCUGACAGGUCAAAUUCCACCAUCACUUGGAAACUUGUCGCAGCUUGGAUCAUUAGACCUCUCCCAUAACCACCUAAGUGGUAGUAUCCCAGAGCAGCUUGCAGGGCUCACAUUUCUUUCAUUCCUAAACUUGUCAUUUAAUCAACUGGUUGGAAAGAUCCCGGUAGGGACUCAAAUUCAAACAUUUUCCGAAAGAUCAUUUGAAGGAAAUGAAGGAUUAUGUGGGGCUCCUUUGAGAUCAUGCAAUGCCUCUGAGCUGCUGCCACGAACAUUAGAUGUUUGGAAUUUAGACGCUAAUGAUGAAACUGAUAAGUUCAUGAAUCUAAGUGCCGGAUUGGGAUUUUUCGUGGGGUUGGGAAGCUUCACACUGUCACUUCUCUUGUGUAAAAAAUGGAAGCAGUGGUUUGACAAACAUGUUGAUCAACUUCUUGAUAGAAUUUUCCAUCUAGAAGACAGGAGGAGAAGACGGCUCCAUAGACAACGAGCUUACAGACGCCCAAUUCGCAGACUUUAGAAUUGCUGAUUCUCUCCCGACAACACAAGAGAGAGCUUUAUACAAGGAUAUAUAUUUCAAUUUUUAUGGAUCUUAAAUUGGCAUUAUUUGGAGCUUUCUGUUGACAUUGUAAUCUGUGUGUGUGUGUGUGUGCGCGCGCGCGCGCGCGUGUGAACAAAAGGAAAGUGGAUCCUAUUUCUAGGGUGAUGGUAGGAUUACGGCCUUUCGGUAGGCACAUUAAGAAAUA
Messenger RNA from Diospyros lotus (date-plum), 3451 nucleotides. Its product is annotated as receptor-like protein 7. Gene Ontology annotation, molecular function: protein binding. Lineage: Eukaryota; Viridiplantae; Streptophyta; Magnoliopsida; Ericales; Ebenaceae. The transcript has a single exon. The coding region runs from base 16 to 3225 and encodes 1069 amino acids. The record is from RefSeq and is a predicted model, not a curated record.